This is a messenger RNA of Paraglomus brasilianum, 582 nucleotides long. Lineage: Eukaryota; Fungi; Glomeromycota; Glomeromycetes; Paraglomerales; Paraglomeraceae. The record is from the annotation of a GenBank genome assembly.
AUGUCGGAAACAACAGCAACUGAAACAACAGCAACUCAAACUCAAACCGUGUACCAAGAUACAGAACUCAUAAACACCGUUCGUGAAAAUACGAACGACCCUAAUAGUCGUACAAUUGUCAUUGCUCUCGAUCAUUCAGAACAUUCACACCAUGCAUUCAAUUGGGCAGUAAAGAACUUUCUUAGGAAAGAAUGUGAUAAGGUCGUUCUCGUAAACGUACGUCCAGUCCCGACUGUUCCGGGACCAUAUGGUGAGCCAGCCGCUAUUGGCGCAGCUUACAUGGACUUUAGCGAAGUAGUUAGUAGUCUCGAAGAUCAGUAUCGAUCAAACAGUCAUUCACUGUUGAAAGACUUUGCUGGCAAGUUAAAGACUCAGGGUUUUGAAUGUAAAGCAAUAGCUAUGCGGGGUGAUGCACGAGAUGAACUUGUUCGUAAAGUAGACGAACUCAAUGCAGAAGCACUUGUUAUUGGCUCUCGGGGUCUUGGUGUAUUCAAACGAACUAUUCUUGGCUCGGUUAGUGACUAUUGUAGUCAUCACUGUGACUGCACAGUCGUUAUUGUAAAGGACAAAGAAGCGCAUUAA